Molecule: messenger RNA, 1243 nt
Organism: Postia placenta MAD-698-R-SB12
Lineage: Eukaryota; Fungi; Basidiomycota; Agaricomycetes; Polyporales; Adustoporiaceae
Exons: 5
Coding region: 1-1161 (386 amino acids)
Biological process (GO): peptidyl-serine phosphorylation
Cellular component (GO): cAMP-dependent protein kinase complex; nucleus
Molecular function (GO): ATP binding; cAMP-dependent protein kinase activity
Source: RefSeq, a predicted model, not a curated record
AUGACAGACAAGUUGGGGCAUCGCGGGCCCAACAAGGCUGCCGCGCAUUCUUCACCAUCGUCUUCGUUCUCCUCCAACUCUCUGUCCGCCAUCUCACAGGAACACCGCGGAUCGUUGUCCACCGAGCGCACCUCCGCGAGCGCAUGGAGUCGGAAAGCCGAGGGCCAAGAUUCGGACAAACGCGACGAUGGACUAAUCGAGCUCCCCCUUCACCUACAAAAUCAGAAACCGAAAGGCUCGUACCGCCUAAGCGAUUUCUUCAUCCAGCGCACGCUAGGGACGGGAAGCUUUGGACGCGUCCACUUGGUUCGGAGCAAAGUCAACCUGCGCUUCUAUGCCAUCAAAGUGCUCAGCAAAGAAAAGAUUGUGCGGACAAAACAGGUCUCGCACACGCGCAACGAACAGAUGAUGCUGCAGGCAGUGCAACAUCCAUUCAUCAUCAACCUCUGGGGUACGUUCCAGGAUAGCGCGAACCUCUACAUGAGAUUCCCGGACCCUGUAGCAAAAUUCUACGCAGCGGAGGUCGCUCUCGCGCUGAACUAUCUUCAUUCGCUCGACAUCAUUUAUCGCGACCUGAAGCCGGAGAAUAUCCUUCUUAACUUCGAUGGCCAUAUCAAAAUUGCAGAUUUCGGCUUCGCCAAGUACUGCAACACGACUGUCUGGACCCUCUGCGGUACUCCGGACUAUCUGGCGCCUGAGAUCAUUGGCCACAUGCGAUACAACAAAUCCGUCGACUGGUACGCCCUCGGAGUGCUCAUUUACGAGAUGCUCUCAGGCCUGCCGCCCUUCCACGAGCCCGACAUCACGCCAGUGCGGCUGUACGAAAAGAUUGCGCAGGGCCCCGCAUGCAUCAAAUGGCCGAACAUCAGCCCGAGCGCGACGGACUUGAUCAUGAAGUUCAUGGAGCGCGACCCGUCGAAGCGCUACGGCAACCUGCACCACGGCGCAGGCGACGUGUUUGCGCACCCAUGGUUCCGCGAGGUCGACUGGGAGCGACUGCGCAACCGCGAGAUCCAGGCGCCGUACAUGCCCAAGAUCGCCGGCGACGGCGACGCCAGCGCGUUCGAAAGCUACCCCGAGAUCGACGCUGCGCGUCUGUAUGGUGCUUCUGCACCCGAUCCCUAUGGGGACCAGUUCCCGGACUUCGACUAUGCAGCAUAGUGUAUGCUCAUCAUCAUAUAUACCAUGUAUGUAUCUAUUCUUGAUGGUGUUUCACAAGGAGGGAUGUGUUGUAUGUAUAGUA